Messenger RNA from Trematomus bernacchii (emerald rockcod), 2467 nucleotides. It is a transcript of the gene p2ry10, whose product is annotated as P2Y receptor family member 10. The transcript is spliced from 4 exons. Lineage: Eukaryota; Metazoa; Chordata; Actinopteri; Perciformes; Nototheniidae. Gene Ontology annotation, biological process: positive regulation of Rho protein signal transduction; phospholipase C-activating G protein-coupled receptor signaling pathway. The coding region runs from base 559 to 1818 and encodes 419 amino acids. The record is from RefSeq and is a predicted model, not a curated record. Gene Ontology annotation, cellular component: membrane. Gene Ontology annotation, molecular function: G protein-coupled receptor activity.
CCCUCACACACUCGACAUACAGAGGGAAGAAGAACUAACAUCUGCCAUGUUUUGGAUUCACAACUUUACAAGGGCUGUCAUUUUGCAUUCUUCACCACACACUCCACCACCAUCUCACUGUGUGCCCAAUAGUGUGUGUGUCUCAAGUUGCUAGGGGCCGAGUGAUGUCACAGACGGUAGCGUGAGGUCAGAGCUUCCCCUUAUAACCUACACAGAGAACAGACCAGACUUCACAGCCGCGUAUCUCAACAUAUCUGAGAAAGAACCCACAGCGUUGGCAGACGUGCUCACAUGCAAAGGUCUCUGCUGCUGUGGUGUGACAGGAAGGUUUGCUGCUGACCCUGUUUGCUGCUGCACAGCUCCGAGGGAGAGGCAGUGCGUCAGUCUGCUGUUUACAGUGAAGUGUGAAGCUGCUGCAUGCGGUCGCUGGCAGUUGCUCCUGAAUCUGACCUCUCAUCUCCGUCCACGCUGAUCCUUUAAGGUGACGACAGAGAAGGUGAUAGGAUGAAGGAUUGAUUGGAAGAAAAGUUGUUGACACCAGUGUGUGUGAGAGACAAAAUGACUCUGAAUACGUCUGGAGCGUGGGAGGAGUCCCUGACCGACUCCUCCUCACGAUGUGGACACAACAUGACCAGCUGGGAAGAACGCAUGGACACCAUGUACACCUACUUCUACCUGCUGCUCUUCAUCCCCGGCCUGUUGCUCAACACCACCGCCCUCUGGGUCCUCUGCAGACACAUUAGUAAGAAGACCAAGGCGGUGAUCUUCAUGAUUAACCUGUCGCUGGCCGACCUGGCACACAUCCUCUCUCUGCCCCUCAGGAUUUAUUAUUACUUCACACACACCUGGCCUUUUGGACGAGGCGUCUGCUUAUUCUGCUUCUACCUCAAGUACCUCAACAUGUAUGCCGCUAUAGUGUUCCUGGUGUGUAUCAGCAUGCAGAGGUGUGUCUUCCUUCUCAACCCGUUCUCCGCCCGCAGUUGGAGGCGGCGCUAUGACCUGUUGAUCAGCCUCGUAGUCUGGGUGGUGGUCGGCCUGGCCUGCUCGCCUUUCAUCCUGAUGCGGAGCAGCAGCUCCUCCAGCCACGCCAUCAGCACACAGACAGUCUACAACAUGUCCUACUCUCUGUCUGCCAUUUCUACCCAGCAUCCCUCAGUUUACAUCAAUCUCAGCAGAGGCUCCAUCCCUACCAAAUUGGGCUGUUUUAAAGACCUGCCCAUGCGUCGCCUGUCCCCGUACCUGGCCAUCACCAUGAUGGGCCUCGCUGAGCUUUUUGGGUUCAUCAUCCCUUUGACCUGCAUCUGCUUCAGCUCCAUCCGAAUAGCCCGGUCUCUCUUCCAACAACACACCCAGGAUCAGCAGAACCUGACCGGGCUCAACUCCACGGCACGCAGCCGACUCCAGUCCUUCAUCUCCGACUGUCCAACGGAUACUUCUCAUGAAAAGCUGUCAAAGGCGGAGAAGCGGCGCGCUCUCCAGAUGGUGCUGAGCUGCUCCGCGCUCUUCCUGUUCUGCUUCGCCCCCUACCACCUCAACUUCCUGCUCUACCUGCUGGUGUCGCAGGACAUAGUGACCCACUGUGCGACCCGGCUGGCGGUGAGUCAGUUCCACCCGGUGUCUCUGUGCCUGGCCAGCCUGAGCUGCUGCCUCAACCCUCUGCUUUAUUACUUUCUAACGGCCGAGUUCAGGCUGCACCUCACCAGGCGCAGCUCCUCCUUCACCGCCUCGCUGCUCUCCUCCCCCAUCAGCUCCCCCACCGCGCGCCCCGCACCGGAGAGACUGCUGAGCAUGGAGAGUAGCUGCUCAGAGAGGGAGUAGCAUUCUUCAAAGAUAGUCGGUUUUUUGGUAACUCUCACCAUGAAUACAAUGCAUUUUUAAACAGAUUUAGAGCAUUAUGAUAUAUAGCACCUUAUAAUUGUAAUAAGCACUACAUAUUCAUAAUGCUUUAUAAUAUUCAUCAUAACACAUUAUAAAGGAUUUUAUAAUUACUUAUAAAGUAUCACAAUACUUCAUAACUGUUAUUUGGUUGCAAGGGUCAAAGUUAUUCUAUAAUUAUCAUAGUUGUAAUAUUUAUAUUUAUAGGCAUUAUAAUCUCUCUUUUAAUGCAUUACAAUGCUAUUGAUAGUAACUCUAAGUGAACAUAUGUUGCUUAAAAGUACAUUUGGAAACUCUUGGGGUAUACAUAGAAAUAUAACAACACAAGCUGUUACCACAAGUGCUCAAAGUGAAAAAUAUCAUUACGUGUGUGAAACUAAUUGAUGUCUUUAACAAGUCAUAACAGAAAUCCAACAAUGGGCUCAAAACAUCCGAUGAUACCUGAAACAAUGUAUUAUUUAACUGUGGCUGUAUACAAUGUGUUAAUGAGUCAAUUCGGUGUUUAAUGUGAGUAUUUGAUGGGAAUUACAUUAGUUAAAUGCAAAUGUGCAUCAUUUUUCAAAAGGUUUCAGGUUUCAACAUAAAUGACUGU